Molecule: messenger RNA, 1194 nt
Organism: Vigna angularis (adzuki bean)
Lineage: Eukaryota; Viridiplantae; Streptophyta; Magnoliopsida; Fabales; Fabaceae
Exons: 2
Coding region: 238-1032 (264 amino acids)
Cellular component (GO): ribonucleoprotein complex
Molecular function (GO): RNA binding
Source: RefSeq, a predicted model, not a curated record
GUUAAAAAAAACUUGAAUAAAUUAGACACAAGGUAAAGGGGGAAAAACACUGAAAAAGCGAAAACCUUGAACGGGGUGCGCAGUGUGUUGGGGGAAGAAGUAGAAGCGUGUAACCCUAGUUAGGGUUUGCAGUUCAAUUUGGGAUUCCUCUCUCGUGCGAUUGUAGCGCUGGAUCCGUAUCGUCUUCCUCCGUCCACAGAAGCGCCUUUCGCUCGAUCUUUCGGCGAUCUUGGUAACAUGUAUGGUCCUCGAGGGGCAAUGUUGGGAAGCGGGGGGGUUUCGGACGGGUACGAGGUUGGCUCAAAGAGACAAAGAAUGAUGGAAUCAAAUCCAUACUUCGCAGUGAGCAGCGGGACAGGCAACUUACCUUAUGGAUAUGCAGGUGGCUUUCAGCCCCCUCCCUUUCCUGUGGUUCGUCUCAGGGGGCUUCCAUUCAACUGUACUGACAUUGACAUCUUGAAGUUUUUUGCUGGACUGACCAUUGUCGAUGUGUUGCUGGUCAAUAAGAGUGGACGCUUCUCAGGAGAGGCCUUCGUGGUAUUUGCAGGAGCAAUGCAGGUUGAGUUUGCUUUACAGAGAGAUCGCCAGAACAUGGGUCGCCGGUAUGUAGAAGUGUUCAGGUGUAAGAAACAGGAUUAUUAUAAUGCUGUUGCUGCUGAGAUAAAUUACGAAGGAAUAUAUGAUAACGAUUACCAUGGUAGUAGUCCUCCACCCUCCCGAUCAAAGAGGUUCAGUGAUAAAGAUCAAAUGGAGUACACUGAGAUAUUGAAGAUGCGUGGCCUUCCCUUCCAAGUGACAAAAUCUCAAAUUGUUGAAUUCUUUAAAGAUUUCAACCUGAUAGAAGACAGGGUACACAUUGCAUGUCGUCCUGAUGGGAAAGCUACUGGAGAGGCAUAUGUGGAGUUUGUUUCAGCUGAGGAGGCCAAGAGGGCAAUGUCCAAGGAUAAAAUGACCAUAGGAUCAAGGUAUGUGGAGCUGUUCCCUUCUACUCCAGACGAAGCUAGACGGGCAGAGUCAAGAUCAAGGCAGUGAUCGUGGUAUUUUAUCUUGUUUUAGGACUUCUACCCCGUUCCUUCUUAUGCUACUAUAAUGUUUUAAAUUUUAGAUGUACUUUAUUAUUAGUAGUUAAACCUGUUAUAUUUGCCUGUCUUAAAUGGAUGCAUUAAUUGAUUAAUAGAAAGGGCCUUGGAAUAA